CAUAGCUCACCAAAGAAGAAAAUUUUUGGAGAAAUGGGUAGAAAGUUUCGAAAAUUCGACUUAUUGAUUCGGUGGAAUGGUCGAAUUACCCAUUUUCAUGAUAGUAUUGACUACGAAGAUGGUGAAUCAAGUACUGUCCCGAUUAAGAGCAUAUUUACUUGGCAAGAACUCAGCCAUAUUUGUGCGGAACGAUGUUGCAUAGGAGGGAGAAGAGUAUGCAAGAUGACUUACCGUAUGCCGGUUUACAAGGAUUAUGCACUUGUAUAUGAAGGAUCAGUUUUGUCUGACGAUGAUGAUGUUAAUAUGAUGAUGAGAUUUAUUGCAGAGAACAGAUUUACAACUGCUGAGGUGUAUGUCGAGACAGAAGUUGUUGGCCAAUAUGGUGGGGGUGGUUAUACCGAACAAGGUGAA
Messenger RNA from Linum tenue, 411 nucleotides. The record is from the annotation of a GenBank genome assembly. NCBI's taxonomy places the organism in Eukaryota, Viridiplantae, Streptophyta, Magnoliopsida, Malpighiales, Linaceae.